GGCCUUCGCAGUCUCCAACCACACCAACUGCAAUCCCGCGCCUCCAAAAGAUGAUCGCUUCCUCCCUACCGCACGCGUUCCGGUGGUCGCCUUCUCCAUGGCUUCCGCUUCUCCUCCGGCCUCGCUUCUCCUUAGGACUCGCCCUCGAAGGCUUUCCCUCCCUCAUCCCGCCGCCGCCGCCGCUCGCCCUACAUUAGACGGUAGUCAGGGUCUCCGACGGGCGCCUCGCCGCCUCUUUCUCGGCAUCGGCGCCUCCUUCCUCGACCAGGUCGCCCACAUGGCCUCCGGCAGCGGCGGCCGCUCCUUUGUGGCCUCGGCUCGACCCCAGCGAGGCGUUUCUCCCGUCGAACAGAUUCUGAAAAAUGUAGUGUGGCCGGAGACGUUUCCUUUCAAGGACGAGGAUUUCAACCGCUUUGAUGAAUCACCGGAUUCUCUUUUCUACUCAGAGCCUCGUUUUGUUACACACAUUGAUGACCCCGCAAUUCGUGCUCUUACCGAGUACUAUUCGGAAGUAUUUCCUCCAAGUAAUUCAUCAGGUGUUUGUCUAGUAGAUUUAUGUAGCAGUUGGGUUAGCCAUUAUCCAGCUGGCUACAGGCAGGACAGAAUUGUGGGAAUGGGCAUGAAUGAGGAAGAGCUCAAGCGAAAUCCGGUUUUGACAGAAUAUAUUGUGCAAGAUCUGAAUGUUAACCCUAAGCUUCCGUUCGAGGAUAACACUGUUGAUGUUAUAACCAAUGUGGUUAGUGUUGAUUACUUGACCAAGCCGAUUGAUGUUUUCAAAGAGAUGCAGCGGAUACUCAAACCAGGAGGUUUGGCUAUAAUGAGUUUUUCAAAUCGAUGCUUUUGGACAAAAGCCAUCUCUAUUUGGACAUCAACUGGUGAUGCUGAUCAUGCCUGGAUUGUAGGGGCCUAUUUUCAUUAUGCUGGAGGUUUUGAACCACCCGUCGCUGUGGACAUAUCUCCCAACCCUGGGCGUUCUGACCCGAUGUAUGUUGUAUACUCCAGAAAGCAGACGGCUGACCAACCACCUCUGCUUUGAUAAGGGGUUCUUAAAUCUCAGAAAGAAAGAAAGUCACUAAAGGCAGCAACGUUGUAGCAGUAGAAGAAUGAUCAGCACCUUCAGAUUUAGGCCCAAACGGACGUCCAGCAUGACCUAAUAAAGCCGUAGGAGCUGUGCUUUCGUCUCCACCCCCACAUCAAUUGCCUUUGUAGUCUCACGGAGAUCAUUUUCGAGUAGGUGUUUGCCAAAGAAGCUGUGUCCUGGACCGAGUGAAUGGCAGAGUACUUUGAUAGCAAGAACAAAUUAUAUGCAAAAUGUUCAAAGUUUGGUCCGGCCGUUCACAGAAAGUAGUGUUUCAUUGUAGACUGGCAUUGCUGUUGUUGCGAUAUAAAUUGUAUAUGUUUCAUUCACCAUAAGGCUUCUAGAUAGAAUAUAUUACCGUUUUCUUUCAGCCAAGCGAUUCCUGUAUUGUGACUGGCGUGGGUUGUGAAAUGGGAACUCAAGUAAUAAAUA
Musa acuminata subsp. malaccensis (wild Malaysian banana) is the source of this 1510-nucleotide messenger RNA. RefSeq lists its product as uncharacterized. Lineage: Eukaryota; Viridiplantae; Streptophyta; Magnoliopsida; Zingiberales; Musaceae. Gene Ontology annotation, molecular function: S-adenosylmethionine-dependent methyltransferase activity. The record is from RefSeq and is a predicted model, not a curated record.